Messenger RNA from Pogonomyrmex barbatus (red harvester ant), 937 nucleotides. It is a transcript of the gene mRpS33, whose product is annotated as mitochondrial ribosomal protein S33. Gene Ontology annotation, cellular component: mitochondrion. The record is from RefSeq and is a predicted model, not a curated record. Lineage: Eukaryota; Metazoa; Arthropoda; Insecta; Hymenoptera; Formicidae.
CUAAGCAGCGAUUUAAUAUUAUUAGUUAUUAUUAAGAUUCAAUAAAAUUAAUUUUAGGUAUCAUAACUUUAUUGAUAUGUAGAAAGAAGAUACGUGUUUAUUGUAUAGUAUAUGCAAUCAGCUGUGAUGAUCUAUGUGUACGAUCUCAAAAUUAAGGACGAUAUUAUUAUCUCUGCAGAUUGAAGUUAAAUAAUUUAAUCUGUAAUUUUACAAAGUAAAAGAGCAAAUUUAAUUAGUAGAGGAGACUAAUAUCGUUUAGUCAAUAUGAAUAAAUAUGUGAACUUGGCAAAUGUAGGCACUAAUUAUGCCAUACGCAUGAAUCGUUUGAGUAACCGAAUCUUUGGUGAAGUAGUCAGGACGACUAACCAGAAAUCGAUGAAAGUUGUGAAGCUAUUCAGUGAGAAACCGGUGAACAAACGACCGGAGAUCGUAGAAUAUUAUCCGAGAUACAAAGAGACGGAAAAGCUGAUGACAUACUUGCGUGAUUACGGUCUCUUCAGGGAUGAACAUAAAGAUUUUAAAGAGGAAUACCAGCGUUUGCGAGAACUUCGUGGUAAAGUCAAAUGGAUACCACCUCCUUUUAGAAACAAAUCCAAGGAUUCAAACAAUACAUCCUAGGAUUCAUCUAUAUUUGAAUUUGAAUAAGUAUGAUAAAUUUAAAGAAUAUAUUUUAAUUUGUAAAUAACAAAUAUACUAUAAAUCAUGCAGCUUAAUGGAAUUAAGUAUUCUCCCUUUUCAUGAUACAUGAUUUUUUUUCACUUCUAAAAAUGAUAUCUCCACAUACUUUUUCUAAAUGAUAGAUUUGUUAGAUUAGAUUAAUAUUAACAUUACAAAUGUUACAAACUUUUUAACAUAUUUUAAUACAGAUUAACAUAUGAACUUAUGAUACUUUUAUUCUAAACACAAACGAAUCUUAUAUAUAAAAUAAGUUUUAUUA